Molecule: messenger RNA, 372 nt
Organism: Hydatigera taeniaeformis
Lineage: Eukaryota; Metazoa; Platyhelminthes; Cestoda; Cyclophyllidea; Taeniidae
Source: the annotation of a GenBank genome assembly
AUGGAGGAGGAUGUGAAAUCAGAAGGUGUUGGCAUUCUUUUCUGCAGUGAAUGUAACAAUAUGCUCUAUCCAAAGGAGGAUAAGCGACACAAAAGGCUUAUGUACGCAUGUAGAAAUUGCGAGUUCAUGCAGCCGGCGGAUAACCCACGCAUUUAUGUCAAUCGUAUGGAACAGGACAUUGACGAGCUAGCACUGAUAGUACCUGACGUGGUGCACGAUCCGACGCUACCGAGAACGGAAGAGCACCAGUGUCCUCGUUGUAAGAAGCAAGAAGCGGUAUUCUUUCAGUCGCAAACAGUGAGAGCUGAAGAGAACAUGCGACUGUAUUACGUUUGCACAAACCUCGAUUGUCUCUACAAGUGGACAGAAUGA